Messenger RNA from Vicia villosa (hairy vetch), 665 nucleotides. RefSeq lists its product as uncharacterized. Bases 104 to 502 code for a protein of 132 amino acids. The transcript has 2 exons. The record is from RefSeq and is a predicted model, not a curated record. Lineage: Eukaryota; Viridiplantae; Streptophyta; Magnoliopsida; Fabales; Fabaceae.
AUUUCUUUCCUUAUUCUCUCAAAACAAACAAACCCCAAACACAACAGUAACAAUAACAAGAACAUUAGAAACACGAACCAAUCCAUCAUUCACACUAUAAUCCAUGGCCACUUCAUUUCUUCUCUCUAACCCAAUCCCUCACACUCCCACCUUCAUAUUCCCUUCCUUCAAGGCCCCACCUUACCCCAUCUCUCCGCCUCUUCUCCGCACCACUUACCGGAAACCAAGACGCGCUACGGUGGUCACACGCGCCGGCGCAAGCGCCAGUAGCUACGCUUUCGCGAUUGCGCUUCCUCUUUCUCUCCUCGCUGUUACCAUCUUCACUGCCCUCCGAAUUGGCGAGAAGCUCGACCAAGAUUACUACGAAGAGAUGGCAAUAAAUGAAGCUAUCAUGGAAAUUGACGAAGAGGAAGAAGAGGACUAUGAUGAUGACGCAGAAACUUAUUUACAAGAAGAACCUGUCCUUCCACGUGGCCGCAACAGACCUAAAAGGGAAGCUUGAAUGUGAGGUGGUCGCAAAUGAGUAUGGAGGGAUAAGGGCUCAGUCCAUGUUAAUUUGGUUAUCUUGCAAUCAUUCUCGCGGCUUAAGAAACAAUCAUGUAGUAUGAAUCUAAUAUGUAAGUUCAUAAAGGGUUUAUAAUGUAAGCAAUAGUUUAUUUCACAAA